AUGGAAUAUGAAGUCAAGAAAGGGAAAAAGGGCUUCGUUUCCCCCAUCCGGAGGCUGGUGUUCCCCAAGGCCGCACGCAGAGCAGCCUUUCGAAGCAGUGUGAGCCGCAGGCCCCUGCAUUCCAUGCCCCUUUAUCCCCCUGACUACCUCAUCGACCCCCAGAUUCUGCUGUGUGACUACCUGGAGAAAGAGGUCAAGUUCCUUGGCCACCUUACCUGGGUGACGUCCUCAUUGAACCCCUCCAGCCGGGAUGAGCUCCUGCAGCUGCUGGACACGGCCAGGCAGCUGAAGGAGCUGCCGCUGAAGACAACGGCGGAGCAGGACAGCAUCCUGAGCCUGUCAGCCCGCUGUCUGCUUCUCACCUGGCGAGACAAUGAGGAGCUCAUCCUGCGUAUCCCCACUCACGAGAUCGCCGCCGCCUCCUACCUGCAGGACGACGCGCUGCACCUGCUGGUGCUUAAGACAGGUCUAGGCGUGGACCCGAACCCCAGCCCGGACGCCUACUGCAACCUCGUGAUCCUGGCUGUGGCCAACAGGGAUGCUGCCGAGGAGUCCUGCGCCCUCAUCUGUCAGGUCUUCCAGAUCAUCUAUGGGGACCAGAGUAUUGAGUGUGUGGACCGGGCCGGCUACCACUACACAUCCACGCCCGAACGGCCAUGGCUCUGCAGCCGCAGUGACAGCUGCCGAACCGAUGGGACUUAUGCCUAUGAUGCCGACUUCAGCUGCUGCAGCUCCUUUAAUGGCUCCCAGGACACAUUUGAAGCGUGUUACAGCGGCACAUCUACACCCUCUUUCCAUGGCUCCCACUGCAGCGGCAGCGACCACAGUGGCCUGGGCCUAGAGCAGUUGCAGGAUUACAUGGUCACGUUGCGGAGUAAGCUGGGGCCCCCUGAGAUCCAGCAGUUUGCAGUGCUGCUACGGGAGUAUCGGCUAGGGCUGCCCAUUCAGGACUAUUGCUCAGGCCUGCUGAAGCUCUAUGGGGACCGGCGCAAGUUCCUCCUCCUUGGAAUGAGGCCCUUCAUCCCGGACCAGGACAUUGGCUACUUCGAGGGCUUCCUGGAGGGCGUGGGCAUCCGCGAGGGCGGCAUCCUGACUGACAGCUUCGGCCGCAUCAAGCGCAGCAUGAGCUCCACGUCGGCGUCGGCCGUGCGCAGCUACGACGGCGCGGCUCAGCGGCCCGAGGCGCAGGCCUUCCACCGGCUGCUUGCCGACAUCACGCACGACAUCGAGGCAUUGGCCCCCGACGACGACGACAGCACCGGCGAAGAUGACCUGGACUCCCCGAGCGGGGGCGAAGCGGCUGAAGACAACUACCUGUAG
Molecule: messenger RNA, 1320 nt
Organism: Pteropus alecto (black flying fox)
Lineage: Eukaryota; Metazoa; Chordata; Mammalia; Chiroptera; Pteropodidae
Gene: CCM2L
Product: CCM2 like scaffold protein
Exons: 11
Coding region: 1-1320 (439 amino acids)
Biological process (GO): heart morphogenesis
Source: RefSeq, a predicted model, not a curated record